This is a messenger RNA of Diabrotica balteata, 951 nucleotides long. The record is from the annotation of a GenBank genome assembly. Lineage: Eukaryota; Metazoa; Arthropoda; Insecta; Coleoptera; Chrysomelidae.
AUGGCGCAUAAACGUGCAUUAGAAGCACUUAACCGAACAUUAAAAGAUUUACGCAAUGACUCGAGAUGUUUUGGGGGAGCAAUAAUUUUACUGUCUGGCGAUUUCCGCCAAAUACUGCCAGUAAUUCCAAGAUAUACAGCUGCCGAUGAAAUAAACGCUUGCCUCAAAUCGUCAAAUCUAUGGCGCUAUGUGAAGAAACUGCAGCUGACAAUAAACAUGAGAGUUACAUUGCUUAAUUAUACAUCUACUGAAGAUUUCUCGGAGCAAUUGCUGACUAUCGGUAAUGGUCAAGUACCUGUCGAUGAAUCGAGCGGAUUAAUAUCAUUUCCAAAUAAUUUCUGUAAUUUUGUCUCAUUAAAAGACGAACUUAUCAACAAUGUAUUUCCAAAUAUUAUUUCUAACUACAAAAAUAAUGAAUGGGUGAGUGAGCGAGCAAUUUUAGCGGCUAAGAAUAAAGAUGUAGAUGGCCUGAACUACAUAAUUCAAAAUAAGAUCAUUGGAACAAUGCAUUCAUUCAAAUCUAUUGACUGCGUCACAAAUGAAGAUGAAGCCACCAACUAUCCAAUUGAAUUUUUAAACUCUUUGGACGUGCGUGACUUACCACCGCACAAUUUAUGCCUAAAGGUUGGCUCCGUAGUAAUCAUGCUUCGAAACAUAAACCAACCAAAACUGUGCAACGGUACGUGUUUGGUGGUUAGUAAAUUAAUGAACAAUGUAAUUUACGCUACGAUAAUGAUAGGAAAAUUCAAAGAUGCUGUUGUUGGUUGCUGUAUUAAAGUAGCAACAAAAAAUAUAGACGCAUAUACCAUAGAUAAGAAGAUUAGGGCAUAUACGUCUAUACUCUUUGGUGAAAAUGUUCUAUCUGCAGGCAUAUUCUCUAUAAAAGAUGAAUCUAUAAUCCAACAAAUGAAUUUAUAUUUGACCACAAGUAAAUGUAUCGUCGACAACUAA